Messenger RNA from Orycteropus afer afer, 1047 nucleotides. It is a transcript of the gene PSMF1, whose product is annotated as proteasome inhibitor subunit 1. Gene Ontology annotation, molecular function: endopeptidase inhibitor activity; proteasome binding. The record is from RefSeq and is a predicted model, not a curated record. Gene Ontology annotation, biological process: proteasome-mediated ubiquitin-dependent protein catabolic process. NCBI's taxonomy places the organism in Eukaryota, Metazoa, Chordata, Mammalia, Tubulidentata, Orycteropodidae.
AUGGCUGGAUUGGAGGUGCUGUACGCUUCGGCAGCGCCGGCCAUCACCUGCGCUCAGGACGCGCUCAUCUGCUUCCUGCACUGGGAAGUGGUGACGCACGGCUACCACAGCCUGGGUGCCGGCGACCAGCCAGGCCCCAAUGAUAAGAAAUCAGAACUGCUGCCAGCUGGGUGGAACAACAAUAAAGACCUAUAUGUCCUCCGGUAUGAGUCUAAAGAUGAGUCAAGAAAGCUCCUUGUGAAGGCUGUCACAGUGGAGAACAGCAUGAUCAUCAAUGUGCUGGAAUGUGGUUCACAGCAAGUGGCAGACUUGACUUUGACCUUGGAGGAUUAUAUAGAUGGAGAACACCUGAGUGACUUCCACAGGACCUAUAAGAACAGUGAGGAACUUCGGUCUCGAAUUGUGUCUGGAAUCAUCACACCUAUCCAUGACUACUGGGACAAGGCCAGUGUGAGCAGUCCUCAACGGGAGUUCCCCCCUGCCACUGCCAGAGAGGUAGACCCGCUCCGGAUUCCCCCACACCACCCCCACGCCAGCCGGCAGCCUCCCUGGCGUGAUCCCCUGGGCCCAUUUUCUGUCGGGGGAGAAGACCUGGACCCCUUUGGGUGUCGGAGAGGUGGCAUGAUCGUGGAUCCCCUGAGAUCUGGCUUCCCCAGAGCACAUAUUGACCCGUCCUCGGGCCUCCCGAACCGGCUUCCUCCAGGCGCUGUGCCCCCAGGAGCACGCUUUGACCCCUUUGGACCCAUUGGAACCAGCCCAUCUGGACCUAACCCAGAUCAUCUCCCCCCACCGGGCUACGAUGACAUGUACCUGUGAAGGCCUCAAGAAUGUAACAUCCCAGCCUUCCCUCCACUCUCCUGGAGCUGCCACCAUUGGCCCCACCAGCAACUGUGCUCUUGCGGGCUGGGGGCAAGGGACUCUGUCCAUGUUUUUGCAGGCCGGCUGGGAUUGCCUCCCCACCCCCUACCAGAGCCAAGGCACCUGCUGCAGCUCCCCACCUGGCUGCAGAUAGGUCCCAAGGAGAAGUCUCACCACCGGCUCCUCCCC